AAAAUCGGAAACCUGAACAAAAAGAUACGAAAAGGCGGACGUGCAAUCAACAUAAGACCAGGACAUUGGUUAAUGUAAAAAAACGAACAGCAAUAAGCGAAAAUAAAAAGAACGGAAAAAGGAAAACGGACUCGCAAAUCCAACGGGAAAAAGCAAGAAAUCAAAGUGCAAAUUGAACACCAAAAAGCAAAAAGAGAGGCAGAGCGAGAGACGCACACAAGAGAGCGCAUGCUGGGCGCCGCAGGAGAAGAAGAAGAAGCAGCAGAGGCAGCCGCCGCCGCCACAGCAGUACAGUGAGAGUGAAGUAAAGUGGAGCAGGAGAGAGGAAACAGGGUGCUCUGAAGAGCCAAACGAAAACAACAAAGAAGUGAGGCGUCUGAAGAAGUCGUCGUUAUUAAUCUACCUCCAAACAAAAGCAAAACUAAUCUAAAAGCACAAUAACUUCAAAACAAGUUGCAUACGGUAAUAGUAAGACAUGAAAAUGACAAAAAAACUAAGAAAAAACAAUCAACAAACCAAGUCAACACCAAGCGACAUCCACUGAAAGCGCCAUCUAGCGACGGCGAGCAUAACUAGCAUCUGUCAGACAGAGGAAAGGAAGACCAAGACACUGAUAAAGAGACGUGGAGAGAGAGCCAGAGCAAAGAGAGGAGCACAACAAUUUCUGCUGCGCCAGUAAGUGAAACACAAACAACAAAAGCCAGGCGAACUGCGACUUUUGGCUUUCUUCGCUGCCCGCCGUUGUAGUUGUUACUGCUGCUACUGUCUCCCCGUCCCCAUUGUCAUCGCAACAGGAGAGAGCGAGACGAGGCGAGCCGAGCCGGGAGCCGAUAGCAGAAAGCUGAGUGUGGAGUGAGGCGUGUGGAGAAAGGAGAGCGGGGGAGAGAUAGCUCCCCGCAAAUAUCAUCUCACCUCCGAUUGGACCAGAAAGUAAUCACAAUAACGAAGAAGUUAAACUCCGACCAGUUGCCUUUUUUGCCCGCCACAAGAUGGCGUGCCUUAACACCCUGAAGCAGGAAAUCAAAACUCUGGAAAAGAUCUUUCCCAAGAACCACGAGCGCUUUCAGAUCCUCAAUUCCAGCGUCGACGAGCUCCUCUGCCGGUUCAUCGACAAGAACGGGAAGCGAUACGACAUUCAUGCCAACAUAACGGAAACGUAUCCCUCAUCGCCGCCAGUUUGGUUUGCCGAGAGCGAGGAGACGAGCGUCACAAAUGCCGUUCAAAUACUUAGCAAUACAAAUGGACGUGAUAAUCACGUGAUUAAUCAGGUGGGCAUACUGCUGCGUGAGCUGUGCCGACUACACAACGUUCCACUGCCACCCGACAUCGAUAACCUGGCGCUGCCGCUGCAAACUCCACCGCCAUCCGCAUCGCCACUUCGCUGCGAGCAGAGACCCGGCGGAGGUGGAGCGGGGGGCGGCGUUGGGGGCGGAGGACAGCAUGGCGGUAACGAGGAGACCGACUCGGACCAAGAGGAUAUCGAGGACCCCAUUGGCGAGAGCGAACAGGAGAGCGAGGGCGAUGAGGAUUUGCCGCUGGAGAUGGAUGAUGUACGAAGUACAAACAAGAAGGACGACAUGGAAGUGGAACAUUUAGCGACCCUCGAAAGACUGCGUCAAAGUCAACGACAAGACUAUUUAAAAGGUUCCGUUUCGGGUUCCGUGCAGGCAACCGAUCGAUUAAUGAAGGAACUACGUGAUAUUUAUCGAUCGGACGCCUUCAAGAAGAAUAUGUAUCAGAUUGAGCUCGUGAAUGAGUCGAUUUACGAGUGGAAUAUACGCCUCAAGUCCGUCGAUCCGGACAGUCCCCUGCACAGUGAUCUGCUAAUGCUGAAGGAAAAGGAGGGCAAGGACAGCAUACUGCUCAACAUAUUGUUCAAGGAGACGUAUCCAUUCGAGCCGCCCUUUGUGCGGGUCGUCCAUCCGAUUAUCUCAGGCGGCUAUGUGCUCAUUGGCGGUGCCAUCUGUAUGGAACUGCUGACAAAGCAGGGCUGGAGCUCAGCCUAUACCGUGGAGGCGGUGAUCAUGCAAAUAGCUGCCACUCUGGUCAAGGGAAAGGCGCGCAUCCAGUUUGGAGCCACCAAGGCGCUGAGCCAGGGCCAAUACAGUUUGGCUCGGGCCCAGCAGAGCUUUAAGUCGCUGGUCCAGAUCCACGAGAAGAACGGAUGGUUCACGCCGCCCAAGGAGGAUGGCUAAGACCGCUAGCCGUUCUAAACGCACACUUUCCUUCAGAAUACAGCAAAACCACAACGCACCCGACACCCACACAGCCUGAAAUCCUCACAGUCUCACACCCCCCGCUCAUAUCGACGAAUCGGUCGUUCCUCCGCCCAGCAAUUUCAUUAGCCACAUUCAUAGUCACCUCUGGUGGGAUCCGAUCUGGUUCGAACCCCUUACGGAGGGGUUCACAGGAUCGGAGAGAGUGCCAACGCGGCUCAAAGGGCGACAAAAUAUAAUUGUUAUAACUUGUUAAUCGACCCAAAUGGCCGCAUUAUGUAAUUCCCUUCAUUUUCAAGAAGGAAGAUUUUUAAAUGUCACUUGUCUUCUCCUCCUCAAUGUAUCUAACUGAUCCCCUUCCACCCCCUUGUACCCACUAAACCACCUUAAAAAUUAUUUUUAACUUUGGGCCAAAACAAGUCCAAUCCAGAGUCUUGGAAUUGGAUUUAAAGCAGGGGAGUUGGCAAGCCAAGAUUUGUAAAAUGUAAAGGCAAUAUCUGUUAUUAUGUAUAUGAAUAUAAUUUGUAAUCCAAUUGUAAAUGUUGUAGUGGCACUACCCCAUCAAUCACCUCAUACACACACAAACACAUACCACCAUUACCACACACACACACCCUAUUUGUAACUAGUUAAGAUGCCUAAUUGUAUUCUUAUUUUAGCUUACAAAAAAUUGUGUAAUCUUAUAAAAUAUUUUUUCUCUAACAUUAAGCGACAGCUAGCGAAAGCAGCAAUGAUAAGGGAAGAAGGCGCGAUUGAUGUGAAAUCGAGCAGCAUAGAUUAUAUAUAUAUAUACACACUAUACAUACAUAUAAAUACAAUUAUAAAUACACAUAAAUAUAUAUAUAUAUUAAAACUAGCGCGAGAGUGUAGCUUAAGCAGAGCAACUUCUAAUUGUAAAUUCGUCUUUCCAAAUAAUCGUAAAAUAACAAACGUAAACCUAAAUCUAAA
Molecule: messenger RNA, 3164 nt
Organism: Drosophila serrata
Lineage: Eukaryota; Metazoa; Arthropoda; Insecta; Diptera; Drosophilidae
Product: ubiquitin-conjugating enzyme E2 Q2
Source: RefSeq, a predicted model, not a curated record